Molecule: messenger RNA, 846 nt
Organism: Trifolium pratense (red clover)
Lineage: Eukaryota; Viridiplantae; Streptophyta; Magnoliopsida; Fabales; Fabaceae
Product: nuclear poly(A) polymerase 1-like
Exons: 4
Coding region: 332-625 (97 amino acids)
Cellular component (GO): nucleus
Molecular function (GO): poly(A) RNA polymerase activity
Source: RefSeq, a predicted model, not a curated record
AAACACAAUCUUAUGUCUGAGCUCUCACACCCCAAACACUCUUACGCGAUGAACAAACUUGACUGAACCUCAAAUCAACUCGAUUUUCAGCCGUCUUCUCCAAGCACCGGCUUCUCUCAGCCAUCCUCUCUCUCUCUCUCACUCGUUAUCUCGAACCCUAGCUCCAAAUCAAAGCUUCUCUCUUGAACCCUAGAUCCAAAUCGAAGAUCCAAAUCGAAGCUAUACGGGAAACGCAUCAUCGAAACCGUCAACUCAUCCUUCAACCGUGACGAUCCUGAAUCCGUCUAUUCAACUCAUCCCAAACCGUUUCAUUGGCUGGACCAAUUUGUUGAUGGGGAUCCCUGGAUUGAGCAAUCAGAAUAAUGGACAGAAAUGGUUAGGCAUAACUGAGCCGAUUUCAUUGGCUGGACCAACUGAGGAAGAUGUGAUCAAGAGCCAUGAACUUGAAAAGUACUUGCAAGGUGUUGGAUUGUAUGAGAGUCAGCAGGAGGCAGUGUGUAGGGAGGAAGUGCUUGGCAGGCUAGACCAGAUUGUGAAGAUUUGGGUUAAGACCAUCAGCCGGGCGAAGGGAUUCAAUGAACAACUGGUGCACGAAGCAAAUGCCAAGAUUUUCUAUUGCAAUUGAUUUAGGUUUUUCAAUGAUUUUUUGUCUGGUAUAUAUGGUGGAAAUCUGUUGUUGUUUAUAAUUUGUCUGGUAUAGUUUUUAAUCCUUUUAAGAAAAUACGUAUAACACUAGUGCAGAAAGGAGAUACAACUACUGGCCAAACAGACUUUCCACUACUGGCCGUGGCCAGUAGUAAACGCGGUCGACGUUGUAAGUACACACUUUCCACGUCGGGUCUUUUU